GAGUCUAGUCCCAUGAAUAUUAUAAUCCUCUCUUCAUGUACAUGGGAUCAUCAGGAAGCUUAACCAUGAAGGUGCAUCAAUUCACACGUGGAUUCUUGGAGCAUGAAGCAACCACAACUGCUCCUCCUUCACUUACACUUGGUUGCAAACGUUUAAGACCACUUGCUCCUAAGCUCACCAGUACUACCAAUAAUGAUUCAACCACCAUUGUUACUCCUCCUUUUGAUCUUAAGAGCUUCAUUAGACCUGAAAGUAGCACUAGCCCUCCUAAACAUGCUUUCAAUGAAGAGAAGAAAGAUUCCUCUCAGGUGGAGUCACACCCAGGAGGAACGAGGUGGAAUCCAACACAAGAACAGAUAGGGAUACUGGAAAUGCUGUAUAGAGGUGGAAUGCGUACCCCUAAUGCCCAGCAAAUUGAGCAAAUCACAGCACAGUUAGGGAAAUAUGGGAAAAUAGAAGGGAAAAAUGUGUUCUAUUGGUUUCAAAACCACAAAGCUCGUGAGAGACAAAAGCAGAAGAGGAAUAGCCUUGGCCUUAGCCAAAGUCCAAGAACACCACCAGCCAUAGUCACUAGUCCUUUGUCAUUUGACACUAGGGGAGAAGUAGUGAGGGAAGAAGAUAGUCCAUACAAGAGAAAGUGUAGGGGGUGGACAUUUGAAUACUUGGAGGAAGAACAAGAAGAAGAAGAAGAAAAAAGAAGUUGUAGAGAAAAUGGUGAUAGGACUCUUCAACUCUUCCCAUUGCAUCCAGAAGGCAUGAGAUGAAUUAAAUAAUUCAUCACAAGAAUAUUCUUUUUAAUUAUGAUCUGACUAGCUACUCUUUUUUAUCAUUUUCGUCUAUCUUUAAUUUACUUUCUUUGAUUUGCAUGCUUUGUUUCCUUUUCUUGAUUUCUUUCCUUGUUUUGGGAAAGAGAAAAGAGAAAAGAGAAACAUAUGAAUCAUCAAAUCCAGUAGUAGUAUGUUGUAAUCCAUCUCUGUACCAAUUCCCUUCUCUUGGAUUCUGGGCAUUUUAGUGACUUAUUCCUGACCUAAGGCUAAAACA
Messenger RNA from Capsicum annuum, 1041 nucleotides. Its product is annotated as WUSCHEL-related homeobox 4. The coding region runs from base 36 to 764 and encodes 242 amino acids. The record is from RefSeq and is a predicted model, not a curated record. Gene Ontology annotation, molecular function: DNA-binding transcription factor activity; DNA binding. Gene Ontology annotation, cellular component: nucleus. NCBI's taxonomy places the organism in Eukaryota, Viridiplantae, Streptophyta, Magnoliopsida, Solanales, Solanaceae. Gene Ontology annotation, biological process: cell division; phloem or xylem histogenesis; procambium histogenesis. The transcript has 3 exons.